UGACGUCACCGGUUUGUUGACUCGCACGUGCGACGUGGCACUGCGUGACGUCAUCGGCGCGCGCCCGUGCUCCGCGGUGUUCUCGCUGUCCGUCGACUCCGGUUUUUAACGUUUACUCUCGGCUCGGUCGCGUCAGAGAGAAGAUGAUGGAAGAGAGCGGCAUAGAGAGCACCCCCCCGACCACACCUCCACCACCUCCACCCGCCACAGCGCCCGCCAGCGCAGUGUCCGGUCCUCAGACUCUCCCCAGCCCCCCCGGCGUCUCAGCCUUUCCUCCGGGAGGUUUCUCCAGCCCUGUCCCUCCUUUGACCUCCAUGCAGUCCUCUGGUCCUCCUCUGUCUCUGAGCAGUCCGUACGGGGGCCCCGCUCCGCCCCUGGGCCCUGUCCUCUCGGCCCCGCCCAUGGGCCCGCCCACCACCGGCUUCUCCGUGAGCGCAGGAUAUGACAUCACCCGUGGCCACGCGGGCCGCACCCCCCAGACGCCGCUGAUGCCCAGCUUCUCCAGCGCCUCACCCAUGCCAGGAAUCAUCACCAAUCCCAUGAUGCAGCAGCCGAUGUCCGGAGGUCUAGACGUCAGCUCGCCCAUCACGUUUCCAGAGGACACCGAAGACCCCAGAGCGUCUGUGGACGACAGCGCCCCCGGGGGAUUGUGGGGCUUCAUCAAGGGUGUGGCCGGGAACCCUAUGGUCAAGACCGUCCUGGACAGAACCAAACACUCUGUGGAGUCCAUGAUUACCACGCUGGACCCUGGGAUGGCUCCGUACAUCAAGUCCGGAGGAGAUGUGGACGUGGUUGUGACGUCAGAUAAGGAGGUGAAGGUGGCGGCAGUGCGGGACGCGUUUCAGGAAGUGUUUGGUUUGGCCAUGGUGACCGGAGAGGCCGGUCAGUCCAACAUCGCCCCGCAGCCGCUGGGAUACGCCGCAGGACUGAAGGGAGCUCAGGAGCGCAUUGACAGUCUGAGGCGAGCCGCCGUCAUUCAUGAGAAGCAGCCCGUGGUUUCUGUGGAAAACUUUAUCGCAGAACUCUUCCCAGACAAGUGGUUUGACAUCGGCUGUCUGAUCUUGGAUGAUCCAGGGAACGGGAUUCACCUGGAGACCUUCACUCAGGCUACACCUGUGGCCCUGGAGCACGUGCAGCAGGCUCAGGCGCUGACUCCUCCGGAUUAUAACCUGCGCUGGUCCGGUCUGCUGGUGACGGUCGGGGAGGUUCUGGAGAGAAGCGUGCCGAACAUCAGCCGCUCGGACUGGCACCAGGCCUUCACGGGCAUGUCCCGCCGUCAGAUGAUCUACUCCGCCGCUAAGGCCCUGGCAGGGAUGUACAAACAGCGCUUGCCGUCCAGGACAGUGUGAACGUGACACGGACCACAGCUUCCCAGAAUCCCACCGGACCCGCGCUCCAUCUCAGUCCCUGAGCCCGCUCUAAACGCCAAAACAAACCGAGCGGAUCUGAACUAAACCAGUCACAGGCUAGAAUAACUCUAACUAUUAAAUUAUUGGUUGAAUUGAAUAUUACAUUGAGUUUGAGCGAUAUUAAUAAUUGACCCCCAGUCGUUUGCUCUCCUUCAGAUGAUCAGAGCUCAUCCGGGGAAAGGUGGUGUUUACAUUCACGAUCCAAUAUUUUUUAAUCAAACUGAGGUUCAUAUCGAUAUUGUGAAUAUAUAAUUUUGAUGUUACGGUUUUGGAUCCUAUUUUAUAUGGUUUCAGCGUAAUCCUCAAGCAUUGUUAGAGCGCUGUUUGUCUGCAUGUCCGUGUCUUCUUCUGCUGUCGAUCACCAGCUCUGUGUCUGUAGAUGUGAGGCAGACGAGCGUCGGCGAUGAAGAGCAGCAGGAUCACGGCUGCAGGAGCUUGACCUCGGAUGAUCAGCACAUUCUCUGUUUGAUGACAAAUCUAGAACUGCCUUUAAAAGUGUCUUCAAAUGUUUGUAAGAUUUCUCCAGAACAACUGUGGAUGAUUUUAUUCCAUAGCAUUUUACAAACGUGCCUUUGACCAGCAAAAGAGUAAAACCUUUUUGUAUAGCAUCAUGUUUUUCUGUUGUGUUUCUGGCAUGUGGUCCGUGUCUUGAGGAAGCGCUCAUCAUAAGAGUUUUGGGGGAACCCACCUCAAACUGUUGUGCUGAAAUGUCAUGUAAUUUUUUGUGGCCAAUGAGAGAACAGUUUUACCAACCGACAACGAUGAGAGGUGCGUUACAUGACAAGUACGUCUUUGCAUCAGAAAUGAUGGCUUCGUUGGAGAAUGAGCUGCACGUCAGUGCUAUCAGUUCUCCAGAACCCAAAGUCGAAGCGCUGACCCAAAUCUGGACGAACUGGUAGGUUUUUGCAGCGCUUCCUUUAGUUCAAAUGAUUGUUGGCGUUCUAGAGACACAAGCCUUGUUUUUUUUUAAGAGCUCAGAAUAGUUACGAAUAAAGUGAUGCCAACCACCAA
Molecule: messenger RNA, 2420 nt
Organism: Puntigrus tetrazona (Sumatra barb)
Lineage: Eukaryota; Metazoa; Chordata; Actinopteri; Cypriniformes; Cyprinidae
Gene: prrc1
Product: proline-rich coiled-coil 1
Exons: 9
Coding region: 144-1349 (401 amino acids)
Biological process (GO): activation of protein kinase A activity
Cellular component (GO): cytoplasm
Molecular function (GO): protein kinase A regulatory subunit binding
Source: RefSeq, a predicted model, not a curated record